GUGUGCGGAGGCGGGCGAGGCGCACUUGGCUGGAGAGAGCGCGCGCGAGCGAUACACGUGUCUCCUUGGAAUUAGAGCCUCAGUUUGCCCCGCUUCCUAUGCCGGGCAAGUUCGGCGCGCCCCGUCGACUCCCCUUUGUGUUUCCCGACCCCACCCCACCACGCAGCUUCCUUGGAUCGGUGGCCCAACUUGGCUAAACUACUUUGUCCCGGGAGCGGCGCCGGGGGACCGGGCACUGCGCAUGCGGAGCUCCAAAUUCAAACAGCUGUUUGCUGAGGCUGCGGGCCGGCGGCCGCCGAGAAGCGAGGGCUAGAGGGAACUUUCUGGAGGAGGCGGCUGCCCGACAGCCAUGGUGGACCGAGGUCCUCUGCUCACCUCGGCCAUCAUCUUCUACCUGGCCAUCGGGGCGGCGAUCUUCGAAGUGCUGGAAGAGCCACACUGGAAGGAGGCCAAGAAAAACUACUAUACGCAGAAGUUGCAUCUACAGCGCGAGUUCCCAUGCCUGAGCCAGGAGGGCCUGGACAAGAUCCUGCAGGUGGUAUCUGAUGCAGCGGGACAGGGCGUGGCCAUCACGGGGAACCAGACCUUCAACAACUGGAACUGGCCCAAUGCGAUGAUUUUUGCAGCCACGGUCAUCACCACCAUUGGUUAUGGCAAUGUGGCUCCCAAGACCCCGGCGGGCCGCCUGUUCUGCGUCUUCUAUGGUCUCUUUGGGGUGCCGCUCUGCCUGACGUGGAUCAGUGCCCUGGGCAAGUUCUUCGGGGGACGAGCCAAGAGGCUAGGCCAGUUUCUUACCAGGAGAGGCGUGAGCCUGCGGAAGGCGCAGAUCACAUGCACAGCCAUCUUUAUCCUGUGGGGCGUCCUGGUUCAUCUGGUGAUCCCGCCCUUCGUGUUCAUGGUGACCGAGGAGUGGGACUACAUCGAGGGACUCUACUACUCCUUUAUCACCAUCUCCACCAUCGGCUUCGGAGACUUUGUAGCCGGUGUGAACCCCAGCGCUAACUACCAUGCCCUGUACCGCUACUUCGUGGAGCUCUGGAUCUACCUGGGGCUGGCCUGGCUGUCUCUCUUUGUCAACUGGAAGGUCAGCAUGUUUGUGGAGGUGCACAAAGCCAUUAAGAAGCGGCGGCGGCGGCGGAAGGAGUCCUUCGAGAGCUCCCCACACUCCCGGAAGGCCCUGCAGAUGACUGGGAGUGCGACGUCCAAGGAUGUCAACAUCCUCAGCUUUCUGUCCAAAAAGGAGGAAACCUACAAUGACCUCAUCAAGCAGAUCGGGAAGAAGGCAAUGAAGACCAGCGGGGCUGGGGAGAGGGUCCCAGGCCCAGGUCCCCAGCUGGGCUCUCAGGGGAGUGGGCUGCCAGCAAUCCCUGCAUCCCUGGUGCCACUGGUGGUCUACUCCAAGAACCGGGUGCCCAGCUUGGAGGAGGUGUCCCAGACCCUCAGGAACAAAGGCCAUGUGUCUAGGCCCCCUAGUGAGGAGGCUGGGGACCCCGAGGCUGAGUCCCCGACCUCUGAGGCCUUCAGCAACCAGCUGGACCGCAUCAGCGAGGAGGGCGAGCCCUGGGAGGCCCUGGACUACCAGCCACUCAUCUUCCAGAAUGCCAACAUCACCUUCGUGAGCGAGGAGGCCAGCCUCCUGGAUGAAGAGACCUCCAAGUCCUCACUGGAGGACAACCUAGCAGGAGAAGAGCAGCCCCCACAGGGUGCCACAGCUCAGGCACCCCUGAACAUGGGCGAGUUCCCCUCGUCGGAUGAGUCCACCUUCACCAGCACCGAGUCGGAGCUGUCUGUGCCUUACGAGCAGCUCAUGAAUGAGUAUAAUAAGGCCAACAGCCCCAGGGGCACGUGAGACAAGGCCGGCUCCCCACCCCACUGGAGGUAGGGGCAGCCCUGGACUGGGAGUGGGUGGCCAAGGCCUUGUUGUCCUUCUGUCCCCUCCAGCCAGGUAGCCCCUGGCAGUGUGGAGGCUACUGUCCUGAGUGGGCUAGUGUCUCCGGUUGUGGAGGCACGUGUGCAGGGGGCCUGACCCCGCGAGGGCCUGCACCUGCGUGGCUCCUCAGCCUGUGCUCAGUGGCUGUCACACGGUUCUUGGAGGCCCGGGCCUUAGCUGAGCCCACCUGUGUUAGGAGCAGCUCUGUGGGGCUGGCACUAGCUGGACAUUUCCAAGAGGGUAUGAGGGGCCCACACAUCCGGGUCUGCCUCAAGAGUUUUUGGGGUGACAGCUGUGAUGCGCCUCAGUGCCCCAGCAGCAGGAAGACCAGCUCCCUGUCUACCUGCUGGUCUGUCCUUGUUCCCGGGCCCAAUUAAGGACCUAGCUGCCCUCCGGUACCCCCACUUCUCCCCACCCUAGACCAACAUGGAGGGACCACACUGCUCUUGGCUCCCAGAUGGGCCAUGGCCAAAAAUGUGAAUGGAGCUCUUGUCUCCAGCUGUGUGUGCGCACCGGCUGUGUGUGCGCGCGCGUGUGUGCGUGAGUGUGCGGAAGGAAAGCCUUAGGCUGGGGAGAAAUGAUAAUGUGAAACCGGUUCCGGUGGGUGGAAGUGGUGGGUGGGGCUCGCUGCUUACUCCGUUCUCGGGUUUUCAGUGACGCUUACCUAGAUCAGCUCACUUUGCCCUGAAUGUUUUUGUUCUACUAUUUUUUUUUUUUUCCCCUAAUGAACUGCUGUUUUGAUACCUGAAUCUGUUGUUGGCUUUGGAGCCAGUAAAGAUCAGGGUCUAGAGAAUUGGGGUGCCUGGUUCAGCCCCCCAAAUCAGCUGGCCCUCUCGUGCUGCCCUGAGCCAAGUCUAUGAUGUCAAGAGCUGCGACCUCACACGUGGUUCUGGAGGGGACCCUGAGGUUAGAGGUGGACAGAGGCACCCGGAGGCCAGGCCGGGCCCAGGCUCCCGCCCUCCAGCCUGGUGUCCUGCUGCCCCUCUAUCCCAGUGUGCCCCCCAACCUGGGACCUGGUAGGGGACCUGUGUCCACACCCCUUCCCCUCAUUCUCUAAGCGGUUGCCACAGGGUGGGAGAAGCCGCCGGAGUGUUCUGUGAGCGGUUCCGGUUCCGCAAGCUCCGCCGGCUGCCGGCUGUCCUGGAAGCACACACUGUAUGUACAUUCUGGCGAUGAUGGCAAAUGUAAUUUAUUUUACCAUUUUUGCAAUAAAACGUGGA
Messenger RNA from Octodon degus (degu), 3150 nucleotides. RefSeq names its product potassium two pore domain channel subfamily K member 5 (gene Kcnk5). Lineage: Eukaryota; Metazoa; Chordata; Mammalia; Rodentia; Octodontidae. Gene Ontology annotation, molecular function: potassium ion leak channel activity. Gene Ontology annotation, cellular component: membrane. Gene Ontology annotation, biological process: stabilization of membrane potential; potassium ion transmembrane transport. The coding region runs from base 350 to 1849 and encodes 499 amino acids. The transcript has 5 exons. The record is from RefSeq and is a predicted model, not a curated record.